AGGAGGGGAGACAGGGGAGGGGGGAGAUGCUGCUCUUCUGCCCCACCUGUGGCAAUGUGCUGAUCGUGGAGGAGGGUCAGAAAUGCUAUCGUUUCGCCUGUAACACCUGUCCCUAUGUUCACAACAUCACCCGCAAGAUAACCAACAGAAAAUAUCCCAAACUAAAAGAAGUUGACGACGUGUUGGGUGGUGCUGCUGCUUGGGAAAAUGUUGACUCGACGCCAGAAAAAUGUCCUAAAUGUGAACAUCCUCGAGCAUACUUCAUGCAGAUACAAACCAGGUCUGCCGAUGAACCUAUGACUACAUUUUACAAGUGCUGCAAUCAAGAGUGUGGACAUCGAUGGAGGGAUUGAGUAAUAGAGUGAAUUCAAAUCAUAACAUUGCCAGCUCAUGAAGAAAAUAAUGAAACAGAGUGUACGCACGGUUCUACUCGUAGACAAUCUGUCGGAUUUGUAAAUAAACCUUACCUUUCACCCACA
Molecule: messenger RNA, 479 nt
Organism: Callorhinchus milii (elephant shark)
Lineage: Eukaryota; Metazoa; Chordata; Chondrichthyes; Chimaeriformes; Callorhinchidae
Gene: polr3k
Product: polymerase (RNA) III (DNA directed) polypeptide K
Exons: 3
Coding region: 27-353 (108 amino acids)
Biological process (GO): termination of RNA polymerase III transcription; DNA-templated transcription
Cellular component (GO): RNA polymerase III complex
Molecular function (GO): nucleic acid binding; zinc ion binding; DNA-directed RNA polymerase activity
Source: RefSeq, a predicted model, not a curated record